GAUCAGUCCGGACCUAGCGGAGCAGUUACCAUAGCAACCGAUCAACGUUCGACUACAGGAUCUAUUUACUGUAGGAUUUCCUGGGUCUCUCCAACUACUGUGUAAGGCACCUGUGUUGUCAUCACACCAGGGAAGGCAGAAAGAUGCCAGUAUAUAUCCGGAAACAUCCCCUGGAGAUCCCUCCACCUACUGAAAAUGACUGGAUUAAGAAGGAUGAGGAAGAAAAUUUCUUCCUGCAGGAUCCCGAUCAAAUCUUUGAUUCGUUGCCUCAGCCCUUCCGGAUGAUCAAUAAACUGGUGACUUUAGUAUUCGAGCAGGCCUGGGAAAUUAUUGAGAAGAGGGAGGCACUCCGAGAGGCACAGAUACGGAAGGUCAAGCCCACGUUGUACCUGCCCACAGCUGAAUUCCAGGUGAUGGGAAGAGCCAACUGCCUUGCAGCCUCUGGACAGCAUGUCUUUGUUGGGCUCUCCACAGGGCUUGCGGUUUUCAACACGCCCAGCUGUAAACGGAUCUGUGCUUGGGAGUCAACCAAGCUAGAGAUUUGUGCCAUCCGUGUUUCCAACCUUGGCAAUGAGACCCACCUUCUCAUUACUGUGGAUGACAUGGGACUUGCCCGACUCUUUUAUUUUUACAGGGACAGCCUGCUGCUCAUCAAAGUCCUAAACGAAGUGGAAGAGAUCAGCAAGAGAAACACCUGCGUAGAGGCGGAGCUCUCCCAGGGGGGGCAUUAUGCAGGCAUCCUGCUGCAAGGCAACACAGAAGCUUGGCUGGAGAUCUACCGAUUGCCUAAGGAGUCCUGGCUGAAGGAGACAGACCAUUCCCAGGCAGCUGCAGCAGUGUCAUCUUUCAGGGAGAGGCGGUUCAGCCAGGCGUCUAUGAAAAGUCUGGAACUGCUGGGAGAGGGCUCUGCAGAAACGGAAUCACCCAUGUCUGCAAACAGAGUUGAAACUAAGCUGAGUCUCCCAGUAAUGCUGCUGAAGGUCAGGUCGCCCAAACCUCUGACAGGAAGCACUUUUAAAAGCCCUUUGGAGGCCCUGAUGAAGAUUGAUGAUGGCAGCGUGAUAGGCUUGGGGCAGAAUCACAUGAUCAAAGACUACCAAUGGGAACAGCAGGAUGCAAUCUUUCACAGCGUCUUCGAAAAGCAUCUGGAGAGAGAAAGUGAACCUGACAGCAAGGAGGAGAAACCCAGCCACGCAGUGUUCCAUUUUCUCCUGCCCAGCCGGAUACUGCAGAUUGGACCCGAAAUCAAAGCACAGCCAGAUGUGCCCACUGGCAUCAGUGUGCAUUGGAAUGGAAGCCACAAUCUCUGCCUGUAUUUACUCACCCGGCUAUCAAAGGAGAAAACGGAUGCUGAGAUCAAACCUGACACUGUCUGGCCAUGUGCCGCUCCAAUCACCAGCUCAGCUGUCACCUCCUGCUCCUCUUACAUGGCUCUGGCAUGUGAAGAUGGGAUGAUAAUGGUGUGGGACAGAUGUCUAGGAUUCCCACUAGCUGUGACUGCCCUUCCAGAGGGAUGUCUCAGCCGCACCAUCCACUUCCUGCAGACAUCUGCAGCCCCAAGGGACCAGCUGCCUAGGCCCAAAGUGCAGCUUCUGGUGCUGUGUACGGAUGGGUCCCUCCACCUGGUUACAGUGUCAGGGCCCAGAGAGUCCAGGACCGUGCUCCUGGCAGACAGGGCUGAGGACCCAGAUCAGACCAUCAGCGCAGUAGCACCGAUUCCAGCCUUUCCUGGUGCAGUGCUGGUGUUCUCCUGGGAUGGCACAGUGUGCCUCACAGACACUGCCACGCCACAGACCGUUUGCCACUUCAUCACCCCACCCUCUCACACAGUAGCAGCCCCCUGGCAACCAGUGUUUACCGUGGAUGCCACUAACCAAUGCCUGCUCCUCCGAGGGGAUGAACAGCAGCAGCAGGCUGGUCUGCCGACACAGACCAAGGACAAUCAAAGCUCCAUCUUCCUUUUUUAUUUUGAUUCCUACCAGUCCAUGAAGGUUUUCCCAGCAGUACCGGAGCCUCCUCCUGACUCCUUGCAGCACCUGCCAUGGGACGAGAGAUGUGACAUUUUCCUCCGUGACAGGCUGCAGCACCUGCCAGGACUCAGCCAGCAGGUACCCAAGUGCUGGAGCCAGCUGCGGAAGCAUGCAGCCGCCCUGCAGAGGAAGAGCCAGAAGAAGUGAUGGGGGCAGGAGGAGCUAUAGUUCGGAUCAACCUCGCAGCCCUGGUUGGCACUAGGCCCACAAGCCUGGCCUAGCACUGGCAUUUUGACUGACUCUUCUCCACCUCAAGGCAGCUCAUCCCACUGAUUGAUUUCCCCCACCUCUAACCCAAGCCCACUGAUCAGCCCAGGCCAGCAGGGAGCUCCUCCUCCCCUCAUUCAUCAAGGAUACGUGCACGAUGUUGGGGCAUUGUGAUAGCAGUGUCUGCUCAUCACAGAGAGGGACCCAGAAGACCAAGCAGUUCAGCUAGAGAACGUGCAGUGCAGCUUUGAGUCCCCUAUGGACAUGGAAAGUCUGAGCCUAAGCAGAAGCUUCGUCAAUGCAGUUAGAUCCUGUUCCUCCCUUUCAGUAAAGGCCUUCACUCUGUUUGUCUGUCUGUGGUGCUUCAGAGCAUUGGCACUGAAGUGAGAUUGCUCUUCUACUCCAUCAGCUUUGGGGCUCCCCAUAGGCUCAUCCCCUUGCAAUUUAACCAGCCUGGUGCCUGGGGAUGGGAGAGAAUAGGACUGUGAAUGCAGAUGGACAAAGACACCAUUGUCCCACAUGGUAUUGGUGGCCUUUAGCAGCAACAGGGAAUCCAGAUGCUCCCCUGAAUCACAAGUUUUAUUGACCAAGGAUGGGCCAACACAAUGUUAGAGGCCUAUGCUGGCACUGGCCAUGCCUCUAGAUGCUUCUUCCAGCCAGCAUCACUUCUCUACCCAAACUCCAGGUGAGGAAAGUGUUGCUGUCCAUCAGGAUCUUCAGUCAGCCCAAUGAGAUCUACCCAUUUAUCUAGGUUCUUGGCACUGUGGUAUCUGGACCCCUGCCAUGGGGAAAGGAUGAGGAAGAACAGAAGAGGGGGAAAGGCCUGAGAGAGAUAGGAGGGAGGAGCAGAACAGUGCUGGGGGUUUGUUUGAGUUCUAGUCUUGCCUCCUUGCAACCACACUAACCCUGCCAUCUAAGCAGGGAACUAUACAGAGCAGUCAUUAUUCCCAGACUCUGUCACAUGUUAUGUCACGGGUGCCUACAGCCCACAGAGCUGCCUCUGUGACACUCCUGGGACUGACAGGGUGUAGGAGUAAGACUCUGGACUUGAGUCCCAUGCGAUAAUGGAGAAAUACUGACCACCUUUGGCCAGGAAAUUCAGACUCCGUUCCCAGCAGUCCAUGGAAGUCUAGUUAUUGGUAGGACAUAUGGGGUUGGGCAUUGCCCUCACAAACUACCUCUGCUGUUACAAUCCUGAGAAAGGUUUCAGAGUAGCAGCCAUGUUGUUCUUUUUGUGGAUACAGACUAAGAGUACUUGUGGCACCUUAGAGACUAACAAAUUUAUUUCAGCAUGAGCUUUCGUGAGCUACAGCUCACUUCUUCAGAUGCACAGAAUGGAACACACAGACAGGAGAUAUUUAUACAUGCAGAGAACAUGAAACAUGAAGAGCAGCAUCAAGCCCAGUGUUUGUUAGAUGACUCCAUUGAACAGCAGAGGGAGCUCAAAGAAUGUGUUUUGGUUUGAGCUGAUCUAUGGCCCAGGUCUGCAUUCCUUGUGUACUUGCAACUCCAGCUGACUUCAGUGGGCUUUGAAUCAAAUCAGUCCGUCCUUAGUUCUGGGGGUAAGUUUUCCAAAAGUCUGAGGCCUAGCCUGCAUAAGCUGGAGGCACAAUUCCAUCACUAGGGUACAUGGAACAAGCACAAACUGCAGCUGUGAAAGGGAGAUUGCCCCUUGGGAAAGUCAGCUCUUAAAGAUUUAACACUAGACGGUGCCACUACUGCCUCCUUGUGAUCAGCUGUUGUCACUAGAGCAGUGGGCUGCAGACUGCUGAGUGCUUUGAUUUUUUCAGUAAGCAAUCUUCCCCUUUGGAGGCAGGUGGCAGAUCUGGGGAGAAGAGACCAACAUCCUCCAGAGAUAUGCAAUAGAGCAGCAGUCAUAUUGCGUUGCAGUCAGGUUCAAAUCCCACAGGCUUUCCUCAGGCAUUUCUCUCUCUGACUUCAAACUGGGACGUUUUGCCCAAGUGAGGACCAAACCAUUUUGCCCUGAAUGUUUGUGGCCUUUAUGACCUAUGAGAGUAACAUGCAAUGGCUAGUGGGGCCCAUUUCAUCUAUGGGGAAUUUCCCCAGGAAGGUGGCAAUAGAGCAGCACACUAACCGUUGGCUUUUUAAAUGCAGCUUUGUCAUAAAUUACACCUGUGGCUAGUUCCCAGACUCUGCACAGAGAUUGUGACUCAACAGCAGACAAUCCUUCUGUUCCUAGUGCUACUCAGCUUGCAUAUGCUUCUCGUUACAGUGCAUCUUAAACGUAUGUGGCUGUUUACCAAAGACUUGAGCUCAGACCCUCAAGGGUAUUUAGGCACCCAGCUCCAAUUGAAAUCAGAAGUUUGUGCCUAAAAGCCUUUAAAAUAUGGCCUUUGGGUCUGAUCUUUUAAACACCACCAAAAUGUGAUUCUCACGGCCAUGGUAAUCCUGUUGGCUUCCAGGAGUAAGCAGCAAUCGGUGGGGCCUCAGAUUAUUAAACAGAAGCUAGGAGAGAAGCCCAGCCUCUACAGAGCUGACCAAGACCCCAGAAUGCUCUUGCAAAUGCAGGAAGUCAAUAUAAAACCUAGCCCUGUAGAACUCUUCCCUGUGAAUUUCCCCUGUUAGCGCUUGUAACUGGUUGCUCCCUCUAGUGGCUAAUUUAGCCCCUCCAGAUAUUAGUCUUCCAAACCUCAAAGGCUCAGCAUAGAAUUAUUGUGGCUCCCCAGUAACACCAGCCCAGGUUGAGAGAUGCCAAUUUUCACUGCAAGUCCCCCCACAGCCUCCCCCUGGUGUUCAAUCACUUGCCCAACAGGACUCUGUUUUGGCCUAAGUUUUCAUGGAUGGUUUCAGCAAUUUUUGGGGGGAAAAGUGUAAGGAAAACCCAUUCAGCUAGCAAAGCAUAGGGCAUGAGUAGGAAAGAAAAUGAUCCUUUACACACUUAGAGAGGUUCAGAUGUUUGUUUUGCCUUUCAAAACUCAUUUAGCUUUAACCAUUCAAAGCUGCCACCCUCACUGAGAGGUGUGUUACUAAGUGUUGGAAAUAAUAAUGUUAUUUGAAAUUAAUAUUGCU
Gopherus flavomarginatus (Mexican gopher tortoise) is the source of this 5267-nucleotide messenger RNA. It is a transcript of the gene WDR93, whose product is annotated as WD repeat domain 93. Bases 144 to 2177 code for a protein of 677 amino acids. Gene Ontology annotation, molecular function: protein binding. The record is from RefSeq and is a predicted model, not a curated record. Gene Ontology annotation, biological process: electron transport chain. NCBI's taxonomy places the organism in Eukaryota, Metazoa, Chordata, Testudines, Testudinidae. The transcript has 18 exons.